AUGUUCGCUCGAAAACAAAAAAGUUCCGAUAUGUUGCAAUCGAUCCAACGAUUUUCUGAUGUUCAUCGGGAUCCGAUUAGCCGAGUCAAACAUUUAAAACUUCUGCUUGACAGUUUAAAUGUUCACGAAAAACGUCAGCUUAUCGAUGAUUAUUCUUUUGAAACUUUUCACCUAGUCGAUGAAUUGUUACUUCAGACCGAGAUUUCUGGAAACCCACAGGCGGCUAUUGAAGCUGAAAGUGGUCUCUGGACCCUUGAGCAAUUGCUUUGCUUGGCGCCCGAACUUGUUGGAAAUGGAUGGCAACUACAUGCUAUUGAAUCACUCCUGAAAAAGGCGAUUUAUCCGCAUAAUUUAUUGGCUGUUCGAAAAAUUGCGAUCCGCCUUUUCUUGAUUUGGUACCAAGAGCUUGCUGUUUUUGGAAAAACCACCCCAGACUUGGAUCGAGUCUUUCAGUGUCUUUUACCGUACUUUCCACUUCGAAAUGGCGGUAGCACCGAGUUGAUUCUACAAGAAUACUGUCAAUCAGCGGGAACAGUCCAAUGGACGUCACAAUCAAGUCAAACUUCAACUUCAUCUGGAGGAAAGCUUACAGCUAAGGAAAGAGCUCAAAUGUUACAAGUUUACUUGGACAAGUUUUUGGAGUACUGUACAAGAGAGACAACUCGAAUUGAAUGGAAUGAUGAAAGCCAUCGACUCGAGUGCGCCAAGUUCAUCCUAGACAAAGUGAUCUCUCUUUAUAUUCAUGAAACGUUUCCCGAUUUGGAGACGAAUGGUGUUGAUGUUUUCGGUGGAUGGGAAGGAGCCGGUGACUCUGCAGAGACAUUGGAUACAGCUGAUCCUGUGAUCAUUGCCAGAUAUUGGCUCAUCAGAUGGAUCAACAAUGUCGCUGGGGUGACGAUCAGCUCGAACAAUGGCACUGUUCACCCGGGUUUAAUGCUUUUCCAUCAAGCUCUCUUCUCGUGUGCUGCCGCCACGAAUACCCUUCUUUCGCUGCAACGAGAAGCUAUGCAAUUACCUCUUCCUUGCAACAAUGUCAUUCAUAAAGUGGUUUCUGUAUUGGCUGCCUGGUUGACACAACAAGAAAUCCCACGAUUCGUGGCUUCGGGUGCAGUAACAGCUGAUUCGUGUUCCCUUUUAGUUCUACACGUUUUGCUCUCAUUUUUCCAUUCUCCUUAUCUGAAACAACCUGGUGAUCGAGCACAAUCUGCUACAUCGAUUGCUUUCACAAUUCUGAAAGCUUGUCGCGAUUUGAUCUGUCGCAAGCAGUUGCCCCAACCACUCUCCACUCGUUUUUGGAAUGAGUUAAUUGCUCGACUCUGUGACGCUGGAAUCGAUGUUUGCUCGAGUGCCGAUCGAUUCGCUCAAGAGACAGCCGCUGCUUUCGCUUCCACCAUUCUUUCAGCGAUGGUGAUCGUUCGGGCAAUCCGGGGUGUGGAAGUUGAUGACAAGAUUUGGGACAAUGUUCAUAAUGUUUUUGCUCACGGAAUCUGGAUGCCGAUUGCUACUCAAUGGGCUAAGAUAGCUCACGCUGUCACUAGGGCCAUGAUACUUCACGCAACACAUGUCGACAUCUUUACAAAAGAAGAAAUCGAGCAGAACGCACAGACACCACCAAUCCCGGCAAGACGUGGAAUUCGCUCCGAGAAUUUCGGUCGUUCAAUGGUGGAACCACAAGGCGAACCGUCACCAACUGGCGGAGUUGGUGAUGAGGCUAACUCGGUGGCCACCGAUGAUUCGGCUGACGAUGUUGUCUUCAUUGAUACCGAUGAUAUCACGAGAAAUGUUCAGACUUGGGACGGUGACACGACUCGAUGGAUUUGCGUUUGGAAGCGAGUCAUGUGUCUCCUCGGUCCGCAAUCCAAAGGAGCUGCCGUUGUGGCUGUUGACACGAUUGGACAAACAAUUCAACACCUACUCACUGUGGGUUUAAACACUCUGGCGCACUGGUUGUGCAGCCGACUCUUGAUUGUCCCCUCAUCGAUUCUUCCGCAAUGCGUUGCCCCGUUCGUUCAUGUGCUUUCGUCGAACAAAUCGCCACCACAACUACAGGCUCACAUCCUCUCCUCGUUGAUCGGUCUUCUUGGAUCAGCCGAACAAUCGGUUGUCUCACAACUCCCAUCAAUGAGCCCUCGUCAUCUCUCGAUUCUUUCCCCACAUCUCCUGCAAGCUCUCCCUCGUCUUUCACAUGCUCCAAGCAGUGAUCUGCUUAAGGCGUUAGUUUUGCUUUGUGGUGAACACUCGACAGUCGAAUCGCUGCUCCUUCGAAAUCUUUCUCAAGCCGACCUCACCCUUCCUUUAUAUCUUCUAUGCUUAAAUGCUCUUGCACUUCUCAUUGUGCAAAGAGCUGAUAUCGAGUUGAUGCAAAGAGUGGUUGAUUGUUUGCGGAAUCAUCGCCUUUGUGCUAAAUUGUUGCCCACUUUUUGCUCGUCGGUUCUUCCAUUGGCACGAUUCGGGAUGAGCAGUGCGGUUCUUGAAACAUUAAGAGCUUGCGCUGGUGCGCUUCGAGAUGAGAGGAUGCGAACAGAGGUGGAAUGGCAAUUGGUGAGCCUUUGUAUGGAGGGACGACGCCGAGAAGCACCAAAUGUUCUGUGUGGAGUUCUCGCUGAUCGACAACAAAUUUUGGAAGGAGCAAUGGUAACUCUAAGCGGUCAAUGGCCUUUGCCGGGCUUCUCAGCCGCUAAAUGGAACUCCAUCGAUAUGCCGCUUUCCCCAUCGAACACAAUCAAUCGACAAGAAGUGGCUUUUGUUGAUCGAAAGAAAGUCAUUAUUAGUGUCGCAAAGAACGGCUUGUGUGAGUUGACCUGUCGAACGCCGAUCAACAAACACGUUUGGUCGAUCGAUCAAUAUUCGUUGGAGAGAAAUCAAAGCACUGCUGUCACCGAUUGGCUCAAAAGAGAAGUGGCUAAAGGGAGAAGGGGUGGAAGGGAUGGAGGUGGGAUUCUGGGAACGAUGGAGGAUCCAUUGGAUGCUCUAUUCACAAGAGAAUUAACCCCAGUUCAGCCGGCGACUUCGCUCGAUUCCGAGUCAUGGUUGCAGUUGAUUCAGACAUCGAAGAGAACUCCUCAAUCGUUGAAUGCUCUUCACAGUCCACCAAAAGCAUUGCCAUCAAGUCGCCUCCUCGAAUGGAGAUCUUUCGCCGCCACCAUGGGUUUUGUCUCCGCUGCUAGUGAGGUACCAGUCAAUUUUGCGCGUGAUCUUCGCCAUCUUGAUAGCACCGGUGCUCGAGAAGUGCACAAAUUUGCGGUGAUUUAUGUCCCACCUGGUCCAAUGGAGAAACAAGCAAUCCUUUCCACCGCUACGCAUUCAGCCGAUUUCGAGAAGUUCAUCAAUGAGUUAGGCUGGGAGGUGAAAAUCGGCAAGAAUCACGAAGGGUAUACGGGUGGAUUGGCAGUGGAUAGUUUGGCAAAUUAUUGGGCGAUGCCCGAUAGUGAGGUGAUUUUCCAUGUGAGCACAAAGCUUGAUGGAGAGGCAACUAGCAAGAUUCGGCAUCUUGGGAAUGAUGAGGUGCACAUUGUCUGGAACGAAAAUCCCCAACGAUAUCGACGAGAUAUCAUUGCUACAAAGUUCUGCGAUGUGCUACUGAUUGUUGAAGCAGCUGAUGAGCACAACUAUCGAGUGAGAAUCGAGACACAGUCACCGCUCGAGUUCGGGCCACUGUUUGAUGGAGCUCUGGUGGGGCGAAGUGAGCUCGCGUAUUUGGUGCGAACAACAGCGAUCAAUGCCUCGAGAGCCUAUCGUUUAGUGAGAGAUGAGCACGCUAGACCACUCAGACAUCGUGAAACCGUGUUCUCUUUGGAUACGAAACGUCACGUGCAUCCGACGCAUCUCUGUGAGGCAAUCAAUUCACUCUAUAUACCGACGAUGGUGGCU
Messenger RNA from Mesorhabditis belari, 3870 nucleotides. NCBI's taxonomy places the organism in Eukaryota, Metazoa, Nematoda, Chromadorea, Rhabditida, Rhabditidae. The record is from the annotation of a GenBank genome assembly.